AUGGCGUUGUGUAAAAAAAACUGCGAAAGUCCUGCUCGUUAUGGUGGAAUUAUGUUUAAAAUGUAUCAAGAUCAUAUAUGUCAAGCACCAGAUCCAAAUGAAAUUGAAAAAGCUUUAUUUAAUUAUGAAAUUAAGAAGAAAGCAGAACAAUUUCAUGAUCCACCAAGAUUAAUUAUACAUGAGACAUGGCUCAAAUUAUCUUCAGAUGCUGCUAUAUACGAACAGAGGAGAAAAAAAUGA
Molecule: messenger RNA, 240 nt
Organism: Rotaria sp. Silwood2
Lineage: Eukaryota; Metazoa; Rotifera; Eurotatoria; Philodinida; Philodinidae
Source: the annotation of a GenBank genome assembly